UGAAUCCCUGUAACUUCUUAUUGAUAUCUCUCGUUCUAUGUUCAUGUUGUAAUUUAUUCUUGGUAAUUUGUGUUACUUGCUAACAAAUUCGAGUUUAUUAAAUAUGUGCUCGUGUUUGAUUCAUUAUUUGCUAUAAAAAAUUAAAUCCUUAUCUCGAUGUAUAUGUUAUGCGGCAAGUUCCUUUCAAAACCAAUGACAUUAGAUGAACUCGAUGUGCGUUUUGGCCAUUUUACUUGGCUUGCGUUGGUGAUUCGUACAUAGUCACGUGACCUAAAGUGGUUUUGGAUCAAUGGCGCCAAAUGUCUUUAACGAAAAAUGUAUUGGGUACGCAAAUUGAAGUGUCGUCAUGUAGUGAACGAUGUGACAUUCUACACAAUGUUACUGCCGCGCUCUAAGUGUAAAGCAAUAAGGGGAUCGUGAACAUGUAGGUUGUGAACAAAAGUGAGAGAGAUGUCGUUGAGAGGCACAAAGCGGGCGACUGGGGCGCGCGGCGAAGAGCCUAGCACCUCCAAGCGCCGCAGGAUGGAGCCAGAGGAUGCUCUCUGGCAACUCCGUCCUGUCAGUGACCUCAAAAUGUCAUCAAUAUAUAACAGAAGUGCCUCAGAGGCACCAGCUGAACUAUUCAGAAAGGACCUUAUCAGCGCGAUGAAACUACCAGACAACGAGCCGCUGACACCGAGCGAGUACUGGAUCAUCACUGACACUUGGAAGCAGGACUGGGAGAGAGGAGUGCAGGUGCCUGUCAACCCCGACUCUCUGCCGGCCCCAAAAGUCAAGAUCAUUGACAAUCCACCGCCGCCCAACUUUCAGGAAUUCAAGCUGUGAGUACACUUCUUGAUUUUAUUUUGAACGAGUGCUGGAACCUCUAAUAUGUUCACAUAUUGUUUUUACAUUAAUUUAUUCUGAUAUGUAUGUACACCUGCUGAAACUGAUUGUUCUUCCUUAUAUUUGUGCAAUUUCCGUAGAUAAUUGAAUCGAUGUUGUGAUUGUAGAAUUGAUAGAUGCCUCUUAUGUUUGUAAGUUAAAUAGUGGAAGGUUAGAGAAAAUAACGGUUUGAACCUCAGAACAAUAACUAAAACUAUAGAAGCCAUGCUAAAAUAGCUACUUAACAUUUACUCAACACAAAUUCCGAGACAGAAUCGACCCACAAAUUUGAAAUAUUUGUAUAUAUCAAAAAUAAUAAAAUAUUUGCGUUCAUUUCAUUCUAACCCUUCCUAACUAACUACCCCUAAAGAAGUAAUAGAAUUGGCUGUAUCGUAUUACACAAUACCAAUCUAUUAAGAAAUUUCGGUGUAAAAUUUAUAAAAGUAGUUUGUAAAAUAUUUGGCCCCACUAAGCCGGUUAAAUAACAAACGGGUAUAAAUAUCCAAAAUACACUAUUCUAUCCUUUAUAUAAUAUACGCUGGCCAUGUAAAAUCUGAAUACAGACAUGAACUAAACCGCUGUUGGUUUGGGGAAAAUUUUGAUAAAACUAACAUUAUCAACAAGCAUUUACCACGACGUUCUGUUUGUGCAGUAAUAUGUUAUAGAAACGCAACGAGAUACCUCUAGCAGAGACGUUGUACAUUUCAAUUAGAUUCGGAAGUAGGAAUAGUAAUGUUGGGUCAAUAUAAUUAUAUCUUUACCUAUUCAAUGAAGAUAAUAGAUAUAUUAAUAGAUUCCAGACGGCGACUUUCGAUCUCGAUCACUUUGCUUGCGUACGGGUCAACACUUCACGCCACGGUUGGCGUCAAAUUUAUAAUUCCAUAUAUAAGUAUGCAUCGGAAUUAAUUCAUUGUCUAAUUUGACUACCGAACUCUAAGUAAUGUUGGAGUUUUAAAAGAUCUGCACACGUAGUCAGAUAAAGUUUAGUAAUGUCAAAGAGUUAA
Molecule: messenger RNA, 1868 nt
Organism: Manduca sexta (tobacco hornworm)
Lineage: Eukaryota; Metazoa; Arthropoda; Insecta; Lepidoptera; Sphingidae
Product: protein Jade-3-like
Exons: 3
Coding region: 451-825 (124 amino acids)
Biological process (GO): regulation of transcription by RNA polymerase II
Source: RefSeq, a predicted model, not a curated record